AUGAUUGCCUUACGUAAUUUUGGCACGCGAUUUUUGAACAUACGUAUUAUUCAUAAUACCACAACUAUUAAAUUACCACAACGGGCAUAUAAUAAUAAUUAUGGCCGUUAUAGAUAUGAAGAAGUAGCCAGAGUAGCUAAACCCGCACCUUUAUGGGAAGCCUCUGCAGCUGUUGAUGGAGUUAUUAAACCACUUUCACUUAAAGACUAUAUUUCUAAAUAUUUGGUUAUGAUUUUUUAUCCUAUGGAUUGGACUUUUGUGUGUCCGACUGAAAUGGUUGCCUUCUCGGAUAAUAUCCAAAAAUUUAAAGACCUUAAUACGGAAGUAGUUGGUAUCUCUUGUGAUUCACCUCAUUCUCAUAUCGCGUGGGAGUAA
This is a messenger RNA of Funneliformis mosseae, 375 nucleotides long. The record is from the annotation of a GenBank genome assembly. Lineage: Eukaryota; Fungi; Glomeromycota; Glomeromycetes; Glomerales; Glomeraceae.